AUGGCAGAGGAGACGCAGGAAAAUGAGCUCGUGGAGGAAGAGGAAGUGACACAAAUCCCAGGCUGGGCCCCUGCAGUAUCACUGGACCUGCAGGACGACUUCAUUAGCAGAUGGAUGCGUGGGAAGACGGAUCCAGAAGUGCCAACAGGGGAAGAGGACGAAGAUGAGAUUUACUCACAGCGCUCCAAGUUGUAUCGCUUCAAAGAUGGCGAAUGGAAAGAGCGAGGGCUGGGAGAAUCGAAGCUGCUUCGCCAUAGGGAAAACGGCAAAAUUCGAUUCAUGAUGCGACAAGAGAAGACGGGCAAGAUUGUGGCAAACCACUAUCCCUACGACUAUCCGCCCUAUUGCGAGCUGAAGUUGAACACAGGUAGUGACAAAUGUUGGGUUUGGACGACGAUGGACUACUCAGAGGAGAGCGACGAAGUGCAGGUGGAGCAGUUUGCGCUUCGCUUCAAGGAGGUGGAUCUGGCCCAACAGUUCUUUGAUGCCUUCAACAAUGCCAAGGAUGAGAAUGCCAAGGCUGGCAGUGACCUUCCCAACAAAUUUCAUGCCCAGACUGCUGCAGCAUGUGACCUUUCACCUGUUGCAAGCCCUGCACUUGUAGAUGAACAUAUAUUUCGACAUAGAAAACAUGAAAAGAAAAGGGAUCGUUGCUUUCCUAUCAAUUUUUCACAUUCCCAGACUUGGUUCAAGGGAAAAUUGAAACCGGAAACCUCUUACAGAAUGGGGGUACGAAGCAGGUUUCAGCUGCAGAUUUUCCCUGUAGCAACCCCGAAAAAGAUGCAGAAUUGGCAAACAAGUCCGAUUCCAAAAUCGUUUUAA
Molecule: messenger RNA, 822 nt
Organism: Cladocopium goreaui
Lineage: Eukaryota; Dinophyceae; Suessiales; Symbiodiniaceae
Source: the annotation of a GenBank genome assembly